Anneissia japonica is the source of this 6472-nucleotide messenger RNA. RefSeq names its product glutamate receptor 2-like. Gene Ontology annotation, biological process: monoatomic ion transport. Bases 29 to 2734 code for a protein of 901 amino acids. NCBI's taxonomy places the organism in Eukaryota, Metazoa, Echinodermata, Crinoidea, Comatulida, Comatulidae. Gene Ontology annotation, cellular component: plasma membrane. The transcript has 16 exons. Gene Ontology annotation, molecular function: glutamate-gated receptor activity. The record is from RefSeq and is a predicted model, not a curated record.
GUCUAUAUAGAUGAACUAACUAUUUGAGAUGUUGCGUCAGCGAGAUAAAGCGUUGAUCUUUCUUUGUAUUUUUUCGUUUGUAAGUUGUUGUUACUCACGAAAAUAUCUGAUUGGAGCUUUAUUUGGCGAUGAAGAAUCCAUGGAAACAGGUCAAAGGGCAGUGGAGAUGGCGAUACAACGAAUAAAUCGAAACAAAAAACGAUUUGAAGGAGUCCAGUUAGAAUACAUCGCUAAUGGAACCAGUGGGGUGAUAGAUACAUUCAAGGACAUGCGCAAUGCUUGUUAUCAGUUAUCACAAGGAAUAUAUGCAUUCAUAGGUCCCAUUAGUUCCUCGUCUGUUAAGGCGGUUUAUCCAAUUGCCGAUAGACUUCACAUACCGAUCAUAGCGCCUUUCGCUACGGAUCCUACGCUCUCAUUGGACAAUAAAACAUUCCCGUAUCUGAUUAAGAUGAGUGCGUCAGAUAGCGUGCAGGGGAAAGUACUGGCGGCACUCGUCGAUCAUUUUCAGUGGACUCGGUUAGCUAUUGUGACUUCACUUAGUGAUUAUGGAAUUAACGGAAUUCAAGAGUUCCAAAAAAUUGCACUGGUGAAGCAAUGGUCCAUAGCAACAAUUGAACAGUUUCUACCGACCGCAAAUGCAGCUAAUAUUAGAGUCCACGAACAACUUUUGCGCAUUCGCGACGAUAAAAUGGCGCGUAUUAUCAUUUUGAAUUGCUUGGCACCCUACGCAAAGUACGUCCUGCUCGAAGCUGAGAGACUCGGAAUGACGGGACAAGGAUGGGCGUGGGUGGUGACUGAUGGUGUCACAGCUAUGGACGGAUUAUACGAUAGCGAUAAAAGUGUUCCGUCUCACCUGCAAGGUCUCCUUGGGACUCGGCCAGCUAUUAGCAACGACUCCAUCACUCAAGACUUCAUCAAGAGAUGGAAAAAAGCAUCAAAAUAUCCCCGAUCUAUCAAAGGACCUGAAUCAAUUGAGGGCUUGGUCUAUCGAACUUACGAUUCCGUGUUUACUCUUGCGUAUGCACUAGCGGAUUGUAAAGAUGAGGGUGUGGAUCUCAUACCACCCAUGUUUCCAAAGAAAAUAUGCUCAACAAGCGAAGCCGAACCAUGGGCUGACGGAGAGGAACUCCUAAACAAAAUCAGAAAGUCUAGCGGUGAAGGUGUUAUGAAUUAUUUAAACUUUACCACUAUGAACACUCCGUGGUCGACCGAUUUCGACAUUGUAUUACUUGAGAAAAAAGGUUUCAAAAAGGUUGGACUGUGGUCAAAUGAUGAACUGACUAUAGACGAGAGCCAGAUUGUUUUUAUGGGUAACACAACCAAAGUUCCUGUCGACGUCUCACUUGAUCUUUCCAACGUUACACUUAAAGUCACCACUAUAGUGGAACGACCAUUUGUGAUGUAUGAAGACGGAGUUUUUUCUGGUUUCUGCAUUGACCUUCUCACAAGACUACAAGAGCGAAUGAACUUUACAUACGAAAUUGAGCUAGUACCGGACGCAACGUAUGGAGCUUUCGAAAACGGAAAAUGGAUCGGUAUGGUUGGAGAACUCGUUUAUGGAAGAGCAGAUAUAGCUGUCGCUCCGUUUACGAUCAGUUACGAACGACAACAAGUGAUCGAUUUCACUAAGCCAUAUCUUGACCUAGGAUUGACAUUUCUGAUGAAGAUCGAAUACCCAGAAGUGGAAUUGUUUGCCUUUCUUCUUCCGUUUGACUCAUUGCUGUGGACCACUGUCAUCGCCGCGACGCUAAUGGUUGGCAUCAUCAUCUCUAUUUGCAGUUACCUCAGUCCACAUGGUUACUACGGUGCGUACUUGACGCGUUCAGAUCCAGACGACAUGUCGGAUUAUGAUAACAGAAACGCACUGAAUAUGUACCAAUCACUGUGGUUCUCCUAUGCUUCUCUUGUCCAACAGGGUGCUGAUUCUCAAUCUAGGUCACCGCCGGGUCGCGUGGUCGCAGGAUGCUGGUGGAUUGCUGUCACCAUAAUAAUUUCCACAUACACCGCAAAUCUAGCUGCCUUCUUUACAGUAUCGCGAAUGGAUACAGGGAUUGGAUCAAUUGACGAUUUGGCGGAGCAGAGUGAGAUUAAGUACGGAACAAUUCGUAAUAGUCAACCCCAGUCGUAUUUCCAGAGCGCCAAACUGGAACUCUUCCAGGAUAUGGCAGACUUUAUGCGCCAGCAUAAUACAUUCGCUGAAAACUCAAAUGACGGAAUCGCUAGAGUCCGCAAAGGCAAUUACUCAUUCAUUUGGGACUCGUCCGUACUGGAUUACGUCGCCAACCAAGAGCCGUGUGACGUCAUGACGGUCGGAGGCUUGUUUGGAAAACUUGGGUACGGCCUGGGUCUACCAAAGAGUUCACGGUUUAAGGUUCGCUUCGAACGGGAAAUCUUACGUCUCAGACAGGAAGGAUUCAUCGACGAACUGACAGAGAAGUACUUCGGAGGGGUAUGCCCAAGCCGUAGUACAUCCGGUACCUCUAGCAGUAAGAUGAACUUCGUAAUGAUGGCCGGCGUCUUUUACGUCAUGUACAUUGGAUUUGUUAUAGCAGUUUUCGCUUUGAUAUUGGAGUGUGUCUGUGCUUCUUACAAGGACAGCAAAGCAUCUUUACGAUCGCGAGACAGGAUGCAGUAUAUCUCAACAUAUGAAGCAUUACAGAUACGAUUUAGCAGAACUGUACAACAGAUGUUUAGCCGCUGCUCGCCACACCAUCAUAGUGAUACAGUCAUGUGACCACACUCCGGAAAUAUGAUUGGAUAAUCGCACAUGGCGAUUUUUUGGUGGCAGCAUUAACUAUUGAAACCAGGGAACAGUGAAAUUCCCUGUUGAAACAAUAUUUGACUUGCGAUAAAAGUGGGGUUCUCAGAUAGCAAAUGGCAAAGUUUCUGAAAAUGGUGAUUGAUAAUGGAUUGAUAGAUUUUGUCUCGAUUAAUUUUAGUGCAUGGUCGACAAAAUAAAUUAAUUUGUUCGACAAUGACACAGAAACUCAAUUAAUGUACUGAGAGAAUCAUGUUAAUAUUUGUUGGUUUGAAGAUCCAUGUAGAAUAGAUUCGAUAUCCUCAUUUUUGUUUGAGAGAUCUCUUCCUUACUUUUUUUUCGAGUCUCUAUCACAUCACUAUUAUUCUAUUUUUAGCAUUUAAGACCGUGUGCUACCUAAUGCUUAUAAAAUCCACUUCUUGCUCCACUAAUUAAAAUUCUAUUUUUAGAUCAAUCAAUCAAUCAAACAUUUAUAUUGCGCCAAUUCCAAAAAAUGAUCAAAGGCGCAUUGUACCCUGAAGUUUGGUUUACAAAUAAGUCCUAAGGUUUAUUUUAAAAGAAUCAAGAGUGGAAGUGUCUUUAACGAAUAUGGGAGUUCGUUCCAAAGAGAAGAUGCAGCACAAGAAAAAGUACGACCACCGUAAGUCAUUACGGAAACAAGGAACAGGUAGCAAUGAUUUGUCAGAAGAACGAAGGCGGCGAGAUGGAACAUAUCGAGGAAAAUAGUUGAAUGAUAUAAGAUAGACGAAAAAUUAAUAAAGCCUACUAUGUUGAACGUACGCGACACUUGAAGUAUUUCAUUAUGACAUUUGCUUUAUGUACUUCGAAAAAAUGAAAAUAAACAAUUGUGCAGUUGCGCUCAAAGCGUUUAGAGAUGCGGUGCCUAAUUGAUUGUACAUAUUCAACGAGCUUUUGUUUCGUAUAAUGAUAGUAUAAUCGAGUAACUCUAUUACACAACCAUUUUUCACAAAAUUAGUAAUCCUAACCAAUAAAUCAUGUAUGUCAUAUAAAUUAUUUGGUACUGGAAUACUGUAAGUGCUGCUCGAGGAGCUUUUCACACAGCUGAAAAUAUUUUUUUCGUUGAGAAGGGAUAUAUUUGAUACGAGUAUAAAAUAUAACAUUAUACGAUAGGCCUACAUAUUAGUGUUUUACAUAGAAACACUAUUAGUUUAUAGGCCUCGCUUGGUGUUGUGACCUAUUAAAACAAAGGAAAUAUUAAGUUUUAAAAGCAUAGGCCUACAGUGUUUUAGAGAGUUGUAAUUGAUUUAAAUAUAUUUUAUCUUCCAAUCUACAUUAUAAAUUCAAAAUUAGUAUUGAUAUAAUUCUAAAUAAUUACACCGUAGUCGAUUUUAUUAUAGGCCUACCUCUAUUCAAAUAUCAUUCAAUGGCGAUCAUAAUUACGUUAUCUAUUUUAUACUACGGGUUUCGCCAAGGUAUUUAAUCUUCAUAUGCAGCCACUAUCAAGUAUAUUAUAUCUAUUUUUGCAUUCUCAGUGUUUGGACCUAAUGCCAAACAUAAAGUAUACAACAAAUCGAGUUCACUACAUAUCAAAGUGCCACUAUUUAAAGUAUAAAUACCAAUUGCGCUGUUGACAUAACAAUAUGUGUUUGUUAGCACCGAUAGUGGGAAUUUCCAAAAUUGACCAGAUACCGGUAGUCUAUAUGUUUUAGAUUGACGUAUGUAUGAUUUCGACAGCCCCACACAACUCACAUUUAUUUACUGGUAGAAAAUUUAUAUUUUGGGUUAUUGAUUAUAAGGAAAAUUGUGAAUAACAUUAUUCACUCCUUUCUGGAAUGAGGGUAGCAUUUUGAAAAAGGCAAAUCCACCCACGUAGAAAUUUUUAUGUUAAUAUAUCUCUACAAUGGGCACCAAGGUAUAUAAUUUGUCUAUACCACCGUCACGAUCAAAUCUAUUGGUCUACUAUAUUGGUGUAUAUCUCAGUGAUCGAACUUUUAUAAUACCAGACAUGAUACAAAGUGGAUGGUGAAUUAACUAUGUCAAAAUACCACCCUUCAAUGCCGUAGCCAAGAUUUUCAAACAGUGCGGGACAAUAUCGGGGUGGACUCACUUUACGAGUAAAUUCAAAUAAUGUGGACCAUUUUCUUAAAGGUUGACCCAUUUUAUGCAAAAAUAUGAAAAAUCUGGACCCAUUUUCAUAAAUUUUUAACCAUUUUAGGCUAAAUAUGAGAAAUCUGGACCCAUUAUCAUAAAGUGGACUCAUUUUAUGCAUAAAAUUGCAUAAUUUAGACCCAUUUUUAAAAUUUGGACCCAUUCACUGUUCAUAACAAUUCAUACAAUGUACGUCAUCGUCGUCGUGCAAUCGAAAGCUUCCUAAUAUCGAUUGUGGGAUUUUCCAAAAUGUAUAACAUAUUACUCAUUAAUUUUGUUUUGAGAGCCCAUUCCUAAUAUUGUUUGAAAAUUUAAAAACUCGAUAACAGAAUCUAUUUAUAUUAAUUAAUUAAAGUGUACUUAUCAAUUCGCUAAUAUUAUAACAGUGUAGUUUUGGAAAUUCCAGACACACAUUAAAUAUUAACUAAGCAUACCUAUUUAGUAUUAAAGUCAAUAUAAAUGAGACGUGCAUAGUCAGAUAGAGGCAGUGCGCUUAUUGGUGCGGUGGAAGAACGAACUCAAAUUAUAUAGAGAACUAAAUUGUGUUAGCUGAUUCACAUCCGAGUAUAACGAAAAUAUAUAUACUUCAACCCAAGCAAUGUAAGUUUAUAUUAUUUAUCAUCAUAAAUUAAUGACAUAUUGCCUCUACGCCGAGCUGUCUUCUAACGUCUCCACCUGAGCUGCUUUGAAAUACCGAAAGAUGUCAAAAAAUCACGGCUCAUCAUUUGCUGGGAUGGUCAACCAGAACUUGGCACAGUCCAAUCCGAAUUCUACUAUCCGUUCAGAAGUUGCAAUGAAUAAAGGAAAGGCAGAUUUCGUAGUGGACACGCCUGGCAGACCCAGAGAGAUUGUGGAAGCCAAGUCUUCGGGGAAGAUCACAAUGGGACACGUGGAUCAAGCUGCUGGAUAUGCGUGUGGGCAGGGGAGUAAAACCACACUUGCCGUAGGAAGAGACGCAAACGUGUCUGAAGCUGUUUCUGAUCACGCAAGCAAGAGGAACGUGAAUAUAAAACACAUGGAUUUCAAUUAAUUAUAAUCAUUUGCAGCAUAUGCGUAUGGACACAUUUUACACUAGCAACAAUAGGCCUAUAUAGGCUAAUUAUACUAGAAGAACAGAAUAUUGAGAAUAAAAGCAAGGAUUCGACCAAUUUAUGUAGUUAUAUUUUAAAUAUUCUCCGAAAUCAGAAACAAAAUAAUGCCUCAUUGUGGUUCAGACGACAAUUCACAGGGCUGAAAUCAUUGUAGUAAUACUUUCAAGAUAGUGAUUUUAACAAUUAAUUGAAUUGAAUCGUUUUUUAAUUGUAUUUCAUUUUCGGUUAAUCAUGAUUGUCCCUUUCCAUUGUAUCUGUUUUUAAUUUAUGAGUUUGAUGUCUGGUAAAUAAUAUAAACUUACUGAUAUCAGUGUUGUGACGAUUUCGUCCCCAGCUAAGCAUAGUAAAUUCCGAAGUACGCAUGCAGAAUUCACUAUCAUCCCGUUAUGUAGAGGGGAAUUUUAUUAAGGACCGAAGUUCCUUUACAAAAUGUUUCAGUGAUUAUAGUAAAUGAUUGAAUUAUAUCGUUGUAGAAUUGUAUUCUAUCUUAGAUUAAAAGCGAGCAUAAAUUUGC